This is a messenger RNA of Ipomoea nil (Japanese morning glory), 435 nucleotides long. RefSeq lists its product as uncharacterized. Lineage: Eukaryota; Viridiplantae; Streptophyta; Magnoliopsida; Solanales; Convolvulaceae. The coding region runs from base 1 to 435 and encodes 144 amino acids. The record is from RefSeq and is a predicted model, not a curated record. The transcript has 2 exons.
AUGUGGGAUGUAAUCAAUAAUGCACCAAUCGUUGUUAUGAUGGUCAACCCACAUGCAGCAACUCAAGGUGUUGAUGCUAAUCAGAUGAUCCCGAAACCAAAACCUCAACUCACCUCGGAAGAGAAAACGAAAUGCACGACUGCCAAGGAGAUUUGGGAUACACUUAUGAAUCUGGGUGAAGUUUAUGAACAGGAGAAAGAGAAUAAGCUCACUAUGGUUCUGAAGAAAUUUGAAGACUUUAAGAUGAACCCAAAUGAGACUAUAAGUCAGAUUGAGUUUCGGUUUAUGAAACUACUGGGCGAAAUUUCAGAUCUAGGGAAGGAGCCAACCCGAAAAGAGAUCAACCUAAAGAUCCUUCGUGGACUUCCAAAAUCAUGGAAAAUGAAUAGGGAUGGGCAUUUCGAUUCGGGUAACCGAGCCGAACCGAAAAACUGA